CAUCAUCUUUUUGCGUUUACAAUCAAAUCUACUUUCCUUCAUAUUUUGUUUGUUUACAUCUUCAAUCUCUCUAUUGACUUGUCUUCAAUCACUUAUCAACCAUUGAUUUAAAGUUCACAACUAAAUCAUCAUCUUGUUCAUCAUUUACAGAUUUACAUUUUCAUUUUAACUUUCAAGCAAACCUUAAAUCGCAAAGUUGAAUGUGCACAUUGAAUGGGACAACAAGAUGAAUCCCAGUAAAUCCAUAUUAAUGGAGAUUCCCUGUUAAACCUAUGGAAAAACUUUUCAUUAUUUAAUAAUCUAUCAUUUUGUCUAUCAUAAUAACAUCAACAAUCAUGAAAUUAACAAUCCAACAAUCGUAACCACAUUUAAAACCCUUUUAACGUUUAUAACAAUCAACUUUAACCAAACCAAAUACACCUUCAAUGUUAAUAGGAGACAGACUUCUUGAUAUUCCUUGUCGUGUUUGCGGCGAUCGUAGUUCAGGUAAACAUUACGGUAUUUACUCAUGUGACGGUUGCUCUGGAUUUUUUAAACGAAGUAUUCAUCGUAAUCGUGUUUAUACUUGUAAAGCUCAAGGGGAAGCUCAUUCAAAGUGUCCAAUUGAUAAAACUCAUCGCAAUCAAUGUCGAGCUUGUAGACUCAAGAAAUGCUUUGAAGCUCAAAUGAAUAAAGAUGCUGUACAACAUGAAAGAGGACCACGUAAACCAAAGUUGAAAGAAGGUUCAUCGUCAGCAUCAUCGAUAGAAAGUCAUCAAGGUCUUCAUCACCAUUCUCACCAUAUUUCACAUCAUCACCAUCAUCAUCUUCAUCACCAUUCACGGUCUUCUCCUUCAUCAGUUGGAAAUACAAUAACUAAACCCUUUCCAAUCAAAUUGGAAGGACGAUUGCUGAGCAAACUACACCAUCAUCAUCACCAACAGCAUUCCCUUCAACAAUCACAUCGACAAUCUUCACCAGUUAUUCAAAUAACGUCACUGACUUCGGGAGGAUCUCACCCUCAUUCUCAUCCUCCUCCACCUCCUCAAUCACUACCUCCACCUCCACCACCUCUUGUUUCAGUAUCAACUAACGGUUCUACGGUUGAGAUGAAUGACCCAACAUUGAAUGGUGGCUCAUCAUCAUCAUCAUCAUUAUUUGGAUCUAAUGGCACCACAAGUAAACCCUCAGAUGUAAGCUUAACUUCAACAUCAUCUUCAUCACAUAAUAGUGUUUCCACACCAACAUCAACCUCAUUCAUCGAUGAAACUGCCAAUCAUCCCGGAUUACUUCAGAUGCUGCUCAAUGCUGAAAAGUCGCAAGAAGUUAUCUGGUCAAAUCUUCGUUACGCAGGUCCAGGUCACCCAAUAACUCGCCCUAGUUUUCCAUACAUUGGUACAAAUAACUUUGGACGGAUUUUUGAUGAAUCAGGUUUACCCAAUCCAGCAUCUUUUAUGAUUCCUAGCUUUUUCUCCUCGUCUUGCCCUUUAUUAACUGGAACCAAUGUCAUACCAUUAACCAGUACAGGUGAAAUUGCAAAUGAAAGUGAUCUCAAAUCUCGCGAACCUGUUCCAAGGCCAAUUCCAAUAGCUCAACUAUCAGCCCCAUUAGCACAUUUACCCAAACCAUUUAUUGGUCAUUGGGAUUCAGUUCAAGAAAUAACUGCUCGACUACUUUUUAUGGUUAUCCGAUGGAUUAAAAGUUUACCAACAUUCCGAACGUUAUCCAAAAAUGAUCAGAUUACAUUGCUUGAAGAUUCUUGGAAAGAUCUGUUUCUCUUGAAUAUGGCUCAAUGGUCAGUUACCUUUGAUGUCGUCUCACCAACCUCUCCUGGUGGACCAAGCUAUGUUAAUCGUGCAAUAAUCCAAAGUAAAGCAACUGAUAACCCUGAGAUGUCAAUUGAUGUGCAAUAUAUUCAAGAGAUAAUGAGAAGAUUCCGUCAAUUAUCACCUGAUGGAACUGAAUGCAGCUGUUUAAAAGCUGUUGUUCUUUUUCGACCAGAAUCAAUCCGUUUAUGUGAUGUUCAUCCAGUUGAAAUGCAACAAGAUCAAGCUCAGUGUGUACUAAGUGAUUAUGUCAGACAUAAAUAUCAACGCCAACCAACCAGAUUCGGUCGAUUAUUAUUAAUUCUUCCUUGUCUCCGGACAAUUUCAUCAACAACGGUGGAGAAACUUUUCUUCCGUGAAACUAUCGGAGAAAUACCAAUCGAGAAAAUAUUAGUAGAUAUGUAUCACAUGGAGAAAGCUGAUGGUUAACUCUUCUCUUACUCCCAACUCUAGUCAAUUGAAAUUAUGCCCAUUUUAACUUAUUUACAUAAUUUUUCUCUCGACCACUUUUCCACUUUUCCUUAUUUUAACCUUUUCUUGCUUUCAAUGGUCUCAGGAUUAUGGGAUUAACAUCCUUUUAUCUAGUUAAUUUAAACAACUCAUUAAAAAAUGAACUUAAUUGUAUA
Messenger RNA from Tetranychus urticae (two-spotted spider mite), 2431 nucleotides. RefSeq names its product nuclear receptor dissatisfaction (gene dsf). Gene Ontology annotation, molecular function: zinc ion binding; DNA-binding transcription factor activity; sequence-specific DNA binding. Lineage: Eukaryota; Metazoa; Arthropoda; Arachnida; Trombidiformes; Tetranychidae. The record is from RefSeq and is a predicted model, not a curated record. Gene Ontology annotation, biological process: regulation of DNA-templated transcription.